UCGAUCAGCUCAAAGGAAAAGACAACCCUUGCAGCACCCUCGCUAGACAAGCAAGUCAUACCAAACAAAGGUUCUCAUCUCCACCACCUACACAGAAUUAUGCACAACUUUGCAACAACUCUUAUCAACAGUAGAUAUGCCUUUUAUACUGUUCAAAAUAUUGUGCGUAAUGGUCCCCAAGGAAGCCGGUCAUUCCACCCAUUGCAGUCUACUUUCAUUGAAGAGCUUAAUGACCAGUGCACAAAAGCACAUUUGGAGACACUUGCCAAAUGUAAUAUCCAGGUUGUCAGUGUCCUCAAAGCAAAAAAUGCCUAUUUUCCACCCUAUGAAAUAUCUUGCUCAACGUGCCACCACUCCCUACCAUUUGAUGUUGCAAUUGACAUGGACUUUGUCCAUUGCACGUAUUGUAACGCUGACACACAAACCUCUUGCCACCAUAACAUACUUUGCACAUUGAAUACACAAGAAGGCAACAUCGACUGCUCCUUGCAAGGAGACAUACUUCAACAAACUUACCCAGAUAUCACAGAUAUAACAUAUGAACAAUACCAACAAGACAUCUCACCAAUGGUCUUUAUGUUGCACAGGCUCCACGUCUAUGGCACUUUCACAUUAGCUGUGAACAACACCAUUAUUAAUAUUGUCAAGCAAUAG
Messenger RNA from Cryptomeria japonica (Japanese cedar), 654 nucleotides. RefSeq lists its product as uncharacterized. The transcript is spliced from 3 exons. Bases 100 to 654 code for a protein of 184 amino acids. The record is from RefSeq and is a predicted model, not a curated record. NCBI's taxonomy places the organism in Eukaryota, Viridiplantae, Streptophyta, Pinopsida, Cupressales, Cupressaceae.